UGCGACAGUGGGGCGGGCGUUGUUUCCACCUCUCUCUGGGCCGCUAAGGCCAGGAUGGCGGCGCCGCACUCUUGCGGGGACAGGCUGUGCUGCUCCUGCCCGGGUGCGGUUCCCGGAGUGCAGCAGACGCUGGAGGAGAUGGACUUCGAGAGGGGCAUCUGGUCAGCAGCUGUGGAUGGAGACCUGGGCCGAGUAAAGUCUUUCAUCCAGAAGGCCGCGGACCCCAGCCAGCCCGACUCAGCUGGCUACACCGCCCUGCACUAUGCAAGCCGCAAUGGGCACUACGCCGUGUGCCAGUUCCUGCUGGAGAGUGGGGCCAAGUGUGAUGCCCAGACCCAUGGGGGUGCUACAGCUCUGCACCGCGCCAGCUACUGCGGCCACACAGAGAUCGCUCGGCUGCUGCUCUCACACGGCUCUGACCCUCGGCUGGUAGAUGAUGACGGCAUGACCAGUCUGCAUAAGGCUGCUGAGAGGGGACACGAGAACAUCUGCUCCCUGUUGCUGCAGCAUAGCCCAGCCCUGAAGGCCAUCCGGGACCGGAAGGCACGACUCCCCUGUGACUUGCUGCCAGGCAACAGUGCCCUGUGGGACCUGCUGGCCAGCUAAGGUGACAGCACCCAGAUGA
Fukomys damarensis (Damara mole-rat) is the source of this 625-nucleotide messenger RNA. It is a transcript of the gene Ankrd39, whose product is annotated as ankyrin repeat domain 39. The transcript is spliced from 4 exons. Gene Ontology annotation, molecular function: protein binding. Bases 55 to 606 code for a protein of 183 amino acids. NCBI's taxonomy places the organism in Eukaryota, Metazoa, Chordata, Mammalia, Rodentia, Bathyergidae. The record is from RefSeq and is a predicted model, not a curated record.